GCAAAUAAUCUUGGGCACCGAGGCAAGCAGCAACUCCGCGGAGAAUUUGCAUGCAGACGCCGUCUAAAAAUAGGCUUUCUUCUCCGUCGCAGCUCCGGCAGAUGUCCUUUUCAGUCACCUUCACAAAACAAAACCAAAAAAAAAAAAAACGUCAACAACGUGAAAGACGUGCAGAUACGCCAAAGCGUGUUGCGGGACAGCAGCUUCUAGAGCACAGCAACAUACUACGUGCAAGAAUCCGGAUUGACUGUUGAAUGACAAUUUAACGCGCAGAAGAUUUUUUUUUUAAACUCUGAUUUUUCCCCCCUUCCUUUUCCAAGUGGCGGUAAGUGCUCUGCUGGUUGGUGUUUGGCUGCAUGAGUUAAGAGACCGUUUGACUGCCUGGCUAGAUGGCCCAGCGUGUACACGACCAUCAGAGAGGACUACCAGUGGCCCAGGCCACAGUGCUGUCUUUACCACCCUCUAGUCAAGGAAACGACUUCAAACAGGCAUGGACUGUGUUGGACUCCCUGCUGUGUGGCGCUUUUGCUGGCGCUGUGGCCAAAACAGUCAUCGCUCCUCUGGAUCGAACCAAAAUCAUCUUCCAAGUGUCCUCAAACCGAUUUUCUGCCAAGGAGGCCUUCCGGCUCAUCUACUGUACUUAUAUGAAGGAUGGAUUUCUUAGUCUGUGGCGGGGAAACUCUGCCACCAUGGUGCGGGUCAUCCCAUACGCUGCCAUCCAGUUCUGCUCCCAUGAACAGUAUAAAGAAUUACUGGGGAGUUACUACGGUUUUCAGGGAAAAGCCCUUCCUCCUUUUCCCCGCUUCCUGGCAGGUUCGCUGGCCGGUACCACGGCUGCCAUGCUCACCUACCCACUGGACAUGGUGCGAGCCAGGAUGGCAGUCACUGCCAGAGAAAUGUACAGCAACAUUAUGCACGUGUUUGUGCGAAUCUCCCAGGAGGAAGGUUUGAAGACCCUCUAUAGAGGUUUCACGCCCACCAUCCUAGGAGUUAUCCCGUAUGCCGGGAUCACAUUCUUCACCUACGAGACCCUCAAGAAACUCCAUGCAGAAAAGACAAAAAGACCUCAGCCGUACCCUUACGAGCGCCUGGCCUUCGGGGCUUGCGCGGGCCUGAUCGGACAGUCGGCUUCAUACCCGCUGGAUGUGGUCCGUCGGCGCAUGCAGACAGCUGGCGUUACCGGCUCAUCGUGCCGCACAAUCGUGGGCACCAUGCGUGAGAUAGUGACGCAGGAGGGUGUGGUACGUGGACUAUACAAAGGCCUGAGUAUGAACUGGGUCAAAGGCCCCAUCGCUGUGGGGGUGAGUUUCACUACAUUUGACCUCACACACAGCCUCCUGCACAAGUUGCACCAGAUGGGGUACUUCACUCAUUGAACCAGCAGGGGGCGAUGGGGGACCAUCAGACGCGAAUGAUGACACUACCGUCCCGUCAGCCUGACAGAUUUUGAAUGUAUUGCAGCAACACUGUCCAUCCACUCGUCACUCCAGGGCUCCUCAUCUGCACUCGCCUUCUGUCUUCAGAUGGGGAUUGCCAAGAGUAUGUUUGUGUCGCAGAUGUGAACCAUGGGCCUGGGGGUCUGCUGAGUGCACACUCGCUCAGCCUCUAUAACCCGUGUUCACUCACAGUCAGGAUUCACUUGUCGUUCAAGAAGACGAUAGUUGGAUACGAAGACAAAAAGUAAAAAAUCUCAGCGGCUUCAUAUUGUUAAUUUCUUGUUAGGAUUCAUUCUAGCGUAGCUUCGAAGUCAUGGUACGGUAAUGGCGGUUAAAGUGACUUUCGCUGGCCGUGUGGAUGACGACGCCCGGCUGUGUGAUGUCCUUUUUUGCUCAGUGGGAGGUGCAUGCACACACUUUGAUAUUAACAAAGUGGUUUUAAAUGAUUUUUCUCAUUUCAAUAAUUUUUUAUUUCAAUGCCAGUUUAUUUCAAUAUAAUCGAUAUCAGUGGGAAAUUUAUUCUUGCAUUAAUCUUAUUCUUCUGUUAUCAUUCUUCUUUUUUUUAUGAUGUCAAGUAGUCUUAUGAUUUAGUGUUAUACUUUGUUGGUGUAUUUAGCUCAGUCAGUCAUGAUCAGACCGGCUGAGUGGUAUAUCCAUUAACGUGUAAUGAUUCACCUGACGCGCCUUGCCAUGAGAAAGAUCAUUUAGCGGGUUUACUAUACGACUCACUUAGGUGACAGGGGAGAUUUCCACAGAGCUUGAUGCAGUUUGUCAAUAGCUUGAGUUGCCAGAUUAGUUGAGAUGUGUGUGUGUGUGUGUGUGUGUGUGUGUGUGUGUGUG
Messenger RNA from Lampris incognitus (smalleye Pacific opah), 2276 nucleotides. Its product is annotated as mitochondrial coenzyme A transporter SLC25A42-like. Lineage: Eukaryota; Metazoa; Chordata; Actinopteri; Lampriformes; Lampridae. The transcript is spliced from 8 exons. Gene Ontology annotation, biological process: transmembrane transport. Gene Ontology annotation, cellular component: mitochondrial inner membrane. The coding region runs from base 390 to 1376 and encodes 328 amino acids. The record is from RefSeq and is a predicted model, not a curated record.